Populus trichocarpa (black cottonwood) is the source of this 1479-nucleotide messenger RNA. Its product is annotated as class V chitinase CHIT5a-like. NCBI's taxonomy places the organism in Eukaryota, Viridiplantae, Streptophyta, Magnoliopsida, Malpighiales, Salicaceae. The record is from RefSeq and is a predicted model, not a curated record. Gene Ontology annotation, molecular function: chitinase activity; chitin binding. The transcript has 2 exons. Gene Ontology annotation, cellular component: extracellular region. The coding region runs from base 1 to 1305 and encodes 434 amino acids. Gene Ontology annotation, biological process: carbohydrate metabolic process; chitin catabolic process.
AUGGAUUUGAAGCCUCCUCCAUUGACAGUACCCGCCACGCCUUCUUAUCCUCCCCAGACUGCUCAUCCUAUGAAGCCCGCCCCAAGUCCUGCUUAUUAUCUGCCCAUCCCCGCCGCACCUUCCUACUCGGUUCCAAGUCCCUCAGCAGUGCCUACUUAUCCGGGAGUACCUGCUUCUUCUCCUCCAUUACCUACACCCGCCGCGAGUCCUGUUUCCUACCCCCCAGUUCCUGCACCACCAGAACCAUACCCUUCACCACCGGAUCAUAAAGGAAUUAAAGGAGCAUAUUGGCCUUCGUUUGAUGGAUUUGAAGCCUCCUCCAUUGACACUUCAUAUUUCACCCACAUUUUCUAUGCGUUCCUCUUGCCUGACCCCGUGACAUUCAAGCUUAAUGUCACGCCAUUCGACCAACAAAAAAUACCCGGCUUCAUUCAAAACCUACGUACCCGAAAUCCGCCCGUAAAAACCCUACUAUCCAUGGGUGGGGGGAGUGAUGCUAUUGCACUCAUAUUCGCAAACCUAUCCGGUGCCCAAGAAACACGGAAAGUUUUCAUCGAUUCAACCAUCGAAGUGGCUCGAACAUACGGAUUUGAUGGUCUGGACCUGGACUGGGAAUAUCCUGCUAAUGAUCAGGAAAUGAUCAACCUUGCUUUGUUAGUUAAAGAAUGGCACGAAGCAUUGGUCCAUGAAGCUAGCGCCAGUGGCAAACCACGUUUGUUACUAACUGCUGCGGUCUAUUACUCUUCGCAAUUCACUACAUAUGGUCUGCCCAGAUCCUACCCUGCUGAUUCUAUCAAUAAAUAUGUUGAUUGGAUCAAUCCAAUGUGCUAUGAUUACCAUGGUACAUGGGAGAAUUUCACAGGACCAAAUGCAGCAUUAUAUGACCCAAAGAGCAAUGUUAGCACAAGUUCUGGCAUUGGAUCAUGGAUCCAAGCCGGUGUUUCGCCGAAAAAGCUAGUGAUGGGCCUCCCGUUAUACGGCCGGACGUGGAAGCUCUUGGAUCCGAAUGUUAAUGGAAUUGGAGCACGAGCUGUAGGGAAAGGACCUGAAGACGGGAUCUUGGAUUAUUAUCAGGUUCUUGAAUUUAACAAGGAGAACAAUGCUAUAGUCAAUUUUGAUGGACAAACUGUGUCCUACUACUCUUAUGCUGGCGGCUUCUGGGUUGGGUAUGAUGACUCCAUAACCAUUGAUUGGAAGGUCCAGUUUGCAAGGUCUCGAGGCUUGGGUGGAUACUUUUUCUGGGCUUUGGGCCAGGAUAAGGAUUGGAUUAUCUCAAAACAAGCUUCGAACUCUUGGGAUCACUGAGAAAAGUAGCAGCUUCAAAGACGUGGGAGUGGAAAUAACUUUGAAGUUUUAAUUAAUCAACAAUUUUUUAUUUCAUUCUGUUCAAAUUGAAAGACGUCAAUAUAUAUAUAUAUAUAUAUAUAUAUAUAUAUAGAAAAGAAAAGAAAAACGGAGCAUCAUCGGUCAUCAACUCAC